CCGUGGCAUAUCCGCACCUACGGUAGCCAGGAAGGACCAGCCCGGACCGUGUGUCCCAUGUGCCUUCACGGUUUGUUGUCGUCCGGAGAGCUGCCGGUAGCGGCUUUUUUUUAUGUUGUUGUUGUUGCUCCUCUCUGUAUUUUCUUGUGAACCUGCUCGUACAAUUAGCUUAACAUGAACUCAAAGACAAACGGAAGAGAAGACGGGGAUUGUCUGUCUCUUGAACAGUUUUUGGACAAGUUCUAUGACAUUGGUGAUGGACCGGCAUCGGAAAAGAAGCUCAAGUCUCAGAAGAGGAAAAAACGAAAACAAUGUGAGGAGGAGGAGGAAGAUUUCACUACAGUCAAGGAUGUUCGCAGUGACAGGGAAGACCACAGAGCAGCAUAUGCUGAUACUGGACACCAGCAGCAGCAGCAACAACCAAAGAGCAGGCAAACAGGUCCAACCGUACGGCAGAUGAACCAGGUGGAGGUAGUGACAUUUCAAGACCCCAGAAAGAAACCGAGGACCAAGCAGACACCAGCCGCAGACAAAAUACCUGCCCUUCAGGUGACGGAGGAGAAGCAAAGCAACCAGCUAGAAGAAAUCAAUUUCGAAAAGGCUCGUCUGGAGGUCCAUCGGUUUGGAAUCACGGGCUAUAAGAAGGAGCAGCAGCGGGUUUUUGAGCAGGACAGAGCCAUCAUGCUGGGAGCCGCACCUCCUAAGAAGGACUAUGUGAACUACAAGGUGCUGCAGCAGCAGAUCAAAGAAAAGAAGCAGAAAGCAAAGGAGGAGGUUCAGCCGGACCUGAAGAAAAAGAAGAAGCAGAAUAAUCAAAGGGACAAGAAAAAGGCGUCCUCCGGUUCUGGGUCUGCCCUCUCAGGUCAGGUGGGGCGCUUCAAGAACGGCAUGCUGAUCCUGAGCUCCAAGGAGAUCCAGAAAAUCAAAGGCAACAAGGGAGGCAGAUAGCUGAGUGAUUAAAACUUCCAUGACGGGAAAAAUAUCAGCAGACCGGAGGAAGAAUUGGCAACUCACUGCCGGACUGUUUGCAGCCAAGCGUGUUAUGAGGAGGAAAUGGAUGCGAGCCGAUUACGAUGUGACCUGUAAGGCUGAUUUCCUGACAACAUGUCACCGGCCUGCAGUGAAAUAUGGGAUAGCGUUGCUGGUGACAGACUGCUGAGUCACAAAUCCAAUUUAUAAAUCUCCAAAGUGGACCCCUGACCGUCCACCGUGGCAGCACAUUAAUGCAUGAAACUUGAGACUCCGUUGAAUCAUAUUCCAUCACAACUCAUUUAUUUUGUUUUUAUAAAUGACCAAAAAAAAGAGAA
This is a messenger RNA of Xiphias gladius (swordfish), 1307 nucleotides long. It is a transcript of the gene fsaf1, whose product is annotated as chromosome 4 C1orf131 homolog. The transcript is spliced from 9 exons. The coding region runs from base 175 to 948 and encodes 257 amino acids. NCBI's taxonomy places the organism in Eukaryota, Metazoa, Chordata, Actinopteri, Istiophoriformes, Xiphiidae. The record is from RefSeq and is a predicted model, not a curated record.